CGAUGCACAUUCCAUCAGAAAUUUCACAUCCAGUCAUCAACCCUGUGAGUAUGAUUAUGUAGCACUAAUAGUGGUUAAAGAUUAUACAUCUUUCUCUUCAAUUACUACCAAAAAACAAAGAAUGGUUUGUACAGUGCACAGUUUUGCUUUUCAUAGGAACUCCCAUAUGUAGGAUCUAUCCCAGAAGGUUUAAGGACAGAUAUGGCUGUAUUCCUCAAAGUGGCUCUUCCUGCAGAUGCCAAAGUGUUUACAAUUAAUUUCCAGACGGGUGACUCUGAUGGUGAUGACAUCGCUUUCCACAUCAACCCCCGAAUUGGUGAGUUAGUGGCCCUAAACAGCUUUAGAAAUGGUAGUUGGGAGACUGAGGAACAUGCCUCCAUCACACCCUUUGCCAAGGAAGGAGCAUUGAAUAUGAACAUUGUCAUCAACUCAGAGGGAUAUGAGGUAUGUUUCCUAAAUCAGUGAGCAGACAUGUACACUAAAAACAAAAUCUUAUAAUGAUCAAACACCAAAAUUUACCAUGUUCCUACAGGUCUAUGUGAAUGGCUUGCAACACUGUACAUUCA
This is a messenger RNA of Ictalurus furcatus (blue catfish), 566 nucleotides long. RefSeq names its product galectin-4-like. The record is from RefSeq and is a predicted model, not a curated record. The coding region runs from base 202 to 465 and encodes 87 amino acids. Gene Ontology annotation, molecular function: carbohydrate binding. The transcript has 2 exons. NCBI's taxonomy places the organism in Eukaryota, Metazoa, Chordata, Actinopteri, Siluriformes, Ictaluridae.